Molecule: messenger RNA, 543 nt
Organism: Cornus florida
Lineage: Eukaryota; Viridiplantae; Streptophyta; Magnoliopsida; Cornales; Cornaceae
Exons: 1
Coding region: 1-543 (180 amino acids)
Source: RefSeq, a predicted model, not a curated record
AUGAUAGCUAGAGGUGAGUUGGCAGACUACCUCAUGACGAAGGAGUAUGUAAAGCCCCGCGAGGUCUAUCCUUGCAAGGUAGAAAAUACGCAAGUAAAGGUCAUUCAUGCAAUACAUGGCAGAUCUGAAGAUGAUCAAGAGUCUGAGGGGGUAUACAGAUCCAGAUUGAGGGUAGCCCACAAGCUCAGAAAGAUAUCCUCAGUCAAUGCUAUCGCUUCGGGUAGCAUCAGUAUUGGAUUCGGCGAUGGCGACCUAUCCAGAGUUCAACUCCCCCACGAGGAUCCAUUAGUCAUCAGUCUUUUAGUGGCCAAUUGUAUGAUCAAGAGGGUUUUGAUAGACCCAGGGAGUAGUGCCAACAUCAUUACAAAGACGGUCUUUGAGCAGCUAGAGAUCCCGUCAUCAUCUAUUCGACCUACCUCUAGCCCAUCGAUGGGGUUCGAUGUCACAAGAGUAGAUCCUCUUGGGGUAAUAGACUUAUCCAUUAUUGCGGUAAAGAGGACUCUGAAGGAGAACUUUGUCUUAACAGAGAUCCAUCCUUCCUAA